AUGGCGGAUACUGAUCUGAAACUGUCAUCCACUAAUGGAGAAAAGCAAUUCACGAUUUGCACUUUCUGCAACAACUCCACCAAUGGAUAUGAAAAGCGUUUGUUUGCAACGGAACAACCGAAAGGACCAUUUUUUCCUGUUUUGGCCGAGUUACAAAGAGAUAAAACUAAGUUGGAUCUUCUAGGUCGAGCUGUUGUGUGUGUUGCCUGUUUUCAUCAUCUUUUACGACAGUGGAGUAGCUUUGAACGAAGGGGUAUUCCUAUACGAAAACGAGAGUAUAAUAUAAUCACAGGUAUGUUAAAUUAAUUCGUCAUAUUCAUGUACAGAUCAGCCGUCUCGAUCGAAAACAUAGGGGGUUCCCAAAACUUUUCUUGCGAGAUCAUACGGGUAAUUGUUCCGUUUAUAAGCUCAAUCGUAUCUCUGCAGGACAGUAUUGUUUAAAUCCUAAAAGUGAAACCAAGAAUAGAGAAUUAUUCUCGCGGUGAAUAUAACCUGGCCGUGCUAUACGGUAUUUACAGACCGAAGUACUUAAGUGUUCUGAUAUCAUGCGCAUUUUAUUUGCUUCGGUGCUGAACCAAGUAUGAUUUAAUUUUCAAAAUAAUACAUACACUUGAAUGGUUGUUACAUAAAUAAUUUGACAGAAAGAUAUAAUUCAACUGAAAUGGAGCGUUAAAAACUAAUGAAGCCUUUUUGUUCGCGUGGGAAAAACGGACUGAACUUUCAUUGCAAUUUCUUCAACCAUUUUUGGUGUCGCUUAUUUUAUUUGUAGUACUUUCUUUUGACCGUUUGCGGAACAAACUUCUGUAUCCGUGUGUCAAAACAUACAAAAACGUGAUAUAGUUAAAUUAAUGUACACGUUUACGAUUUUCUAUUUACGCUAAGUUUUUGUCAGGCACUUCAUAUAUCCGUCUUGAGACAUCCGACACGCUAGUUUUGGCAUGUGUCUUGUUUUGCGGUCAAUUAGUUAAAGUGACUUUAAAUAUAUAUCUUUUUAGGCAGGCUCUUUGAAACUUCGCUAAAUCAAUUAAAUGCCAAAAUUUGUGUUUACACAAAAAAGGUAGAUGUAUUUAAUUUUCUGUCGGACAUUUGACUACUGAAUAUGAUUGAAUCUCACGCUCAAUAGUAAAGUAUGCAUGAAAUUUUACGCUGGGAUAACUUAAAAAAAUAGCAGUUAAAUAAAAAGUUUUCUCCAACCUUAUAACCUAGCAAUAAUAUUUUCUCUUAUAUAAUGACCAGCUCGUCAAAAUUUAAUUUAUGUAAAGUGCUUUGCCGUUGCAAAAACGCUUUAAGCCUAUUCUUUACCUAAUUGGACUCUAUGUAAUUAAUCUUAUUUUAUGCAUGAACAAAUGUUAUUUCCGUGUACAAAAAUAUUUCGACUUAACGAACGCUCGUCUGGAGUAGUUUUUGUUUUUGGUUCAAAAGUUCAAAACCGGUGGUGACAAUUUUAUACCCUUGAUUGCGCGCUGGCCCGGUAAACGCUUAGAAAAACCGGCCAAUUGCCUGUUAACCGUGUUUGCUCAUUGGUGUCUCACUGUACGAUUUUUUCAUUGUUAUUGAGCUCUCGUUUUAUAUUGUUGGACAUAUUUUACAGAACACAUAGCAGGAUUUAUCUCAGCUAUCUCUAAUCCCAUUGUCCACCCAUUUACUGAGAGAAUCAAUGUGGCUUAGAGCUCAGGAAAAGCGCCGAUGACAGGAAGAAUAUUGCCAGAGUGCACUGUUUGCCUUUCAGUUUUGCUUACAUAUCAGCUUCUGGUUAUGUUGACCAAGUCGCCUCCGGUAGUAAUUUAUCAGCCGGAUAUUAUACUUCCGAAACGGGAGAACAAAAUUGUGUCGUUUACAGAGCACUACAAACGUAAUUCUUGGCGUUUCGGUGACUUAACUUUCUCACUAAGUUCUCCAAACUCAGUCGACAGUGCAAGUUUUUUCUUCCUUCUGUCACCUGGCGUCCAUGGAUAAAUGAAGGGCCAUUCGUUACGUGACAAUGAAUUCAACGUAGGCCGAUAUAACAUUAAGAACUCAGUAGACUACUUGGCUUACUGUAACGUCUAUUCCUCGGUGCGAUAUUUUCUUAAUAUCAGACCGUGUUCUGCUCGCCGUACAUGUCUUGGUUCAUUUCACCACAAUGGAUUUUAUUAAUCUUGUAUCAGCCAGACUCAAAGACUUGUUUGGAACCGAACUCGGAGAUGGUUGUCCCUCUUUACAAACGCCUCCAGGUCGUUUGACCCGUACAUUCCCUCGGGUAAAUUAGUAGCAGUCCCUCGGGAUUCCUCGCAGUGAACAAACCGAAAGCGAACAUAAUGCUACGCUAAGGGAAACUGUUGCUGGACGCUUCUCUCCUGUUUUAGGUUUUUCAGGCUAUACCCUUAAACCCUGUAGCUUUUGGAAAACGGGUUUGUAGUCAACAUGCCGCCUUUUUAACAUAUUACGUGAGAAUGUUGUCCUACCUCAGGAUCGAUCACCAACACGAAGGAACGUUAAAAACAAACUGUAAACCUUUCCUUCACGACUCUGUGGAAUUCGUAUGUGAAAGCAAAACGUUUCCUUAAUGCAUUCCAGAGAAACAGAUAUUUUUGUAAGUAUUUGUACUUGCUUCCUUGUAGAGACUGGCAAACUUUGCUGAGCGACAUUAGAAACAGGAUAUAGAUUUUUCUCGUAAUGAGUUAGUAAGCCUCGCUCCCAUGUAAUGGAAUCCAAGACAGUCUUGGAUUCUGGAUUCCGCGCCGUGGAUUCUUGGAUUCCAGGUACUGGACUCCAGGCUUUUUUAGUGGAACUUGGAAUCUGGAUUCCAAUCGUUAUUGGCAUUCCGGAUUUCUCGACCUGUUUUCCGGAUUCCAAUGGCGAGAUUCCCCGGCCCAAGCAACAAUUUCCCGCAUUCCGGAAUCCGAAUUCCCUUACAAGGGGCCAUGAGCCGUUAAGCACCGUUCUUUUAAAGGUUAUCACAAUGGCGGAGGCAGCUGAAGCUCGAAGUAAUUGUUGUUUUCUUUAAAAUGAUGUGACUUUAUGUUGACGAUUUCAAACUUAUACACAUUUUUUUUCCUUACACAUGAUUAAUAAAAUCUGCAGCUUUUCUGUUUUUUGCCUGGUGCCGUGAAGAAUGAUCGAGUUAUUUAAUAAAAUUCUUAAAUGGAAAAAGUCACCUUUAGUUUUUAGUUCUAAGUAAACUUCUAUAUUUGAUAUUGGCAUUCAUUCGUUGUGUUCUUUUAUUUCAUGCUUAUUGUUUUGAAAACAUAUCUCGCAAUCAUUGAACCCAUUCAGCAAGUACAAACAGAUAUUUUGUCUCAUAUUCUAUUUUCGUUAAGUUAAAAUGAAGAUCUUUCCUGAAAUUGUGUUUUGCUACGUUAAGUUUACGCAGAUCACUCCAGUUUGGUCAAACUUUGAAUUUUCCGCAACUCUAACUUUCGAAGAAAAUAAAUUAUUCAUUAAACGAAUUAACUUCGCGAGUAUAAUCAUGUUAUUAUUGGCCAAUGUCGGGUCAGAUAAUUGUUCGAAGAUAUUUACGAAGUCCGGAACAUAUUGCGCCAUGCAAAUGACCCUUGGUAUUUCCGAGGCGUACUGUGAUAAACAAUGGUGUUUUGACUUGUAUUGUGUUUGCCAACUCGUUGCAUUCGUUCAGUUCGUGAUGUCUUUGUAUCGGUUAUUAGACCCUGGCAGAUGUUUCAAAUGUUUUGGGGCUCAUUCGCAAUUUCGAGGGCAGUUUGUCAUAUUCUAAAUCGUAAGUGAAGCCUUGAGAUUCAUGCAGUUGGCCAGCCUUUCACACUUAUGAACGGCGUGUGUCGUAGAUGGCAAGUAUAGAUGUGUCCUAAGUGUGUUAAGCACCUAGAUUUAAAGUAUCGCAUAAGGAUCCUAGCGAAGGUGAAAACAUCAAACUGUCUAAGAAAAUAACCGUUUGUCUUCAACUUAAUAAUUCACACAGAUUCUAAAGUCGUUCUUUGACUUCUUUUCCACCUCUCUGCGGAGAAAAUUGCAUUCGUAGCUUUGUUUCUUGUUAGUCAACUAUUGGAUUUUCUUUUCCACAAGCAGUGACGAUUGAGGAUUACAGUACAAUAGGGUUCUGCACAGGUGCUGUAUUUCCGCAAAUACAUCAUUUUAAUUGCAAGCUCUGAAAUUCUCUAUGUACGGAGUUGUAUGGAGUUAUUAGAUCAGGUGACAAAAAAUGACUUAGAAAAUUCACAAAAACGGGCUUGUUUUGCUAGGAGAAUUCUCCAAAUACAGCAGUCUCGUAUAUUAGCAUAUAUUUUAAGAGAGAACAUCGCUAUUGUUUACUUUUUAACGCCCGAAGUGGCGGUUUUUAUUAUCGCAUCAAGCAAAUGGAAAUGUCGAGGUUUUUUUCCUUGAAAGUUACUCGAACAAGUUACAAAUUACCUCAAAGUUUUAUCUCUGACGUUGAAAUGCGGUUUUAGUGUUACUAGGGGUAUGUAGCGUGCAGCAAUACCUUAGAGCGAACUUGUUCAUCACAUGAGGCGUUAUUUAUAAUUUAUUUCAUGUUUUAAGGGCGUCUAUUUCUUUACUACGGUAACAUUAAGAAUGUGGUGCUACUGAAAGUUAUGCCAAGUUCGACACAAAUUGAUUUUUAAGGAAGUGUCAUGACUCAAAAUGUCCAUUGGAGAAGUUGUGGACUUUAAAUGAAAUAACAAAACGAAGACAACAAACCAAAUUACAUACCACCCUCCUAUCGUGGUUUAUAAAGUUCAAUGUGACAAAAAGAAAGGUAUUGUAACCAGAAUAAUAUAAGAAGGAAAUUGUUUCUUGUCUUAGUUCAGUUCUAUACCAUAUUCAAGAAGGGCAGCUUUUUGUCGAACUUGUAGCAUUGUAAUUUCGUGAACUGACAAGCCCACACGUACAAAUUCCUGGCUCGAAAGGUCGCAUAAUUUACUAUUUCCGAAGGUUAAAACUCAGUUAAAGCCACGUAUGGGACGCUAUUCGUAAUAAAUCGUUUGGUAUUGUCAAUAAUGUGAUUAAAUGACUGCACGGUAAGAGUUUAGAAUAACAUGAAAACAGCACCACAGGAAAGUACUACUCUAUUGAUUCCAUUUCAAUGUCAGACUUGAGAAUUUAUCAUUAGGCUCAUAAAAUACUAUAUAACCCAACGUGCGCGGUGAAAACGCUGUAGCAAAGUCAACAAGUUCUGUUGCUCAAUAGCUUCUAUUUCAAAUGUCACUUUUAAGGAUUUCAUUGAGUCUCAAAAAGUCUCAUUAAAGGGGCUGUGUCACGGCAGUCCAGAUCAUUAUGUUUAAUUUCUCCAAUUACUCAACCUCAAUCGCUAUGGAACUUAAAGAAAGCAAAGAAAUUACAUGUAAAUGACAAAGUCAGAGAUAUGUCUCCCGAGCAUUAUUUUUGAAGUUGCAAACAGCAGAGAUAAACUUUGAAAAAGUGUUAGCAGGUUAAGGCUGAACAGUUUUCAAAACCCAGAUUUCAAUCCGUUUCAUUCUUCUUCGGUUUCGCCCAUCCGUGGCAUCUGUUGUAUUUGUUGUGUUAUUUUGACCUUCCUUUAAUGUUUAAACCGUUAUUUUUAUGUUUCUCUUGGAUUUAACGGGCAUUUUGUAAUACCUAAUUUGGCUGAAUUUCGUGACACAGCUCCUUUAAACAGUGCCACAAGGGAGUGUUGAUUGGAAUGGUUCAGUUGAAAAGUCACAGUUUUGGAGGAGUCUGUAAAGUACGGUUUCGCUCCUUUUACAGUAAAAUUUGUUUGAACAAUUAAUUUUUAGGAUUUUAUCGGCAGUGAAGUAAUAUGGCCUCCUGAUAUUUAAAAGUAUCAGAAUGCAAAUUGGAUCUCGUUUUCAAAUAGGACGUUACGUGCGGGCAACUUUUCUGGCCAUGCUCUUUCAAUAACACCCCAGUUUAAUACAUCUUAGAGGCCUUAAUUUUAAUGUAAAUUUAUUAAUUUGUGCGCAUUGUAACUCAAUCAUUUCAGACGAUCGUGUUAGCAAUUACCAGGUUCGCAGAGAAGAGGAAAUACGCAAAGAGGCGGAACAAAAAAUAAAGGAAGUCCAAGAUCGUGAGGAGCGAAUACGACAAGAAGCCGAACUAAGGUUCGAGAAAUAUCGGCAACGCCAAGCGGAAAUCCGACGGGAAGCCGAGGAAAGGCUUCUCGAAGAACAGGCAAGAGCCGAGGCAUUGGAAAAGGAGACUUCGACGAAGCUUAAAGAGGAACAGCUGAGAGAGGAGCAGCUCCGACAGGAGGCUGAAGAACGCAUUCGAGAAGAGAAGGAGAAACGCGAUUACAUUCGUCAAGAAGCAGAGAGACUGCUUCGAGAGGAGAAGUUACUUGAAUCCGAAAAAUUCAAACAGUCAUCCCAACCUUCAAGUCCUGAGGUGACAAAACAGGAACCCCAACCUCUGAACUCUGACAUUGUUACUUCGUAUAGAACAGAAGUUAUUAUUCCUUCCGUAGAAACUGUCAAUAAAAACUCUCCCACGAAGGAAACUGCGGAACAACAAAGAGAAUCAGACAAUAUGGAUGAUAGUAUUAGUGAAAGAGAACUAAGUGCGAGAAGUAAGUCUCGUAAAAUGAUGGUGUUUGACCCUGAAACCGGCUGCUAUCGGAAAAAAUCUGAAAAUGAAGACCAGGAAAAUACAUUUACUGAGAGCAAAAAGGAAAGAGUCGAAUAUCGGUUUCGUCUUCGCUCAGACGAGAAGCCUGAGAAAGCAACAGAUGCGAAAGAUUCCUCUUCAAAACAGGACAAGGCAUCCGAAGACAUUCAGGUUAUUAGAACCGAGCAAAGCGUAACUAUAAAUGGCAAAAAUAAGUCGAGAGACGAUGAAGGAGAUGAAGAGGAUCUUAAGAAAGCUGGCGAAAUUAUGAAAGCUAAGUUUGAAAAAGGUCGAAAGAAAUUCGAGGAAGAACCCUUCGAAAGGAAACGGAAUGAGCCUACAACCGUGAGAACGGCGAGGCAAACCUCUGACGAUUCACUGGAGGAGAAGAUCAAAGAAAUGGAGAAAAGACGAGAGCGCCUUUUUCUUAAAAGACCGUCCAUGGAACUGGAGAAGAGAAGGUCUUCUGAUGAGCAAAAGGAUCUUUCUCCAAGAGGGGAGGGCGAGAGUCCUAGACAAGAGUCAAAGAACACUGCAGAUGAUACUGCCAAGAGACCUAGAAGUCGAAGCGAGCGCACCAAACGGCGCUUGACAGCUGAAGAGAUGAGCUUGAAGAAGACCACAAGCGAGGAAGACGUAGCAGAGCGACGUCGGAGUAGUUCUGGAUCUGCUAAGGUACAGUAAAUCCUCCUUUUCAAACAGGGAAGGAAGUUAUUUUCAUAACUUUUAAGCCCCCUCUCUUUUUACGCCCCAACCCCUCCUUCUAUUAAGCAACCCCCUCAAAUGGUCUUGAAAUAAAUAAGCCCCUCACGAGGGGAGUUAAUAGAAGACAGUGGCGGGUCCAAGGGAGGAGCGCGGGGGACCCGCCCCCCUUAUUUUUAGACCAACCACCCCCCUUUUUUAAGGGUGUGGAUGAGGCACCGGACGAUAUACGGUUCACAAUCACCUUAAAAUUAUUACAGCUCUAGCUGGUCAAACACUUGUCACAACGUUGGGCUUAACAUUUUGACAACGUAGUGUCCAAGAGUGAAAUAAAGAAAAACCAAUGAAUUCCCAAAGAACGUUAAUAAAAUUGAAUCACUUAUUUUCCUGUUUCAAUCUGCCAGGUCCCUAAGACAGAGGAAAGAAUAACAGAAACAAAGAAAGAAACUUUCCGGAUCGAACUAGACCGCUCAAACAGUAAACCCGAAGACGAGGUUUUCGUGACACGGGAAGAACCGGUUGAGGUAGGUUCUAUAGAUCUCAUGAGCUGGGAAGAUGACUCCACCGACGGUACAACCCCUGUCAAGGACAAGGAUCAUAAUACAGAGUUUAGAAAACGGGCCGACAGCAUGGAAGGCGAGACGUUUCCAAAGGCAGGGAAUUUGGUAGAGAUAGAAGCGUCUAUUAGUGUUACUCCGAAGACAAAGGUCGAGAGUACCCCAGAUACAACAGGAGCCAUUUUGGAUCUUGACGAGGUAGGUAAUCGUUCUGUUGAUCACGUGGUGAGAAAGAGUGGUGGCCUGGGGCUGGCAAUCCCCGGUAAUUCGAUCAAGCUUGUUCCUCUGGCUUUUUUCCCCUCAGAGCUGUAUUCUGUAUGCACUCAAGGUCAAGGUGUUUAUAGUUUUGAGAACUAUACAAUGAAACUACUGAAACUAUCACUUGGCAAAGCUGUGAACUGGUAUUUUCACUACCCCUGUUUUUAAGGUUUUGAUUUUAAAGAUAGCCCAGGGUUAGAGCGCAUUUUAUAUUCAUAUAUGAAACCUUUUAAGACUGAAUAUCGUCAAGCGCUCUUGGGAUAAGGUCGAGCUGGGGAAAAAUCUAAAUCGAAGCUAUCCUUAAAUUGUUUACGCGUUUUGCACAUACCGUAAAAUUCCGAAAAUAAUCCCUAGGGCUUAUAUUUUUCAAAGGCCCUUUUUGAGGGGCCUAUUUUUGGAGGGGCCUAUAUUCGGAGGGCCUUAUCUACGGAGGGAAAUUUGCGUUUCAAAAUCGAUCGGGCUAGACUUAUAGUUAAAAGUAAAUUUACCGUUUUUGCUUUGUUUUACUUUGUAUUUGAGGGCAAUUUCCAAGUACAAGCCCCAUCCAAGUACAAGGGGCGAUUUAACUGAGGGUUUUUUGCGUUACGAGUUUAGGGGGCAGAUAUUUAGAGGGGCUCAUACACGGAGGGGCUUAUUUUCGGAAUUUUACGGUAUCAUAACUUUCAAUUCUCUCUCCACAACUGUAUCAACUGAUUCUAACAACGUUUGUACAGAAAAACGCAUAAAUUGCCUUUUUUCCUUUUCAUUUGAUAUGGGCACAAUGUAAUUUUGCUUUUCACUUCACGUACGAGUGAGGCUUGGUUUGAUAAAAAUUCAAUAUACUACAGCUUUAUCGAAGUGUUUAAACUAAUCUUUUGUAAUACCUAUGAGCCUUGCAAAUGUCCAUUACAAUGCAAGUUCAAUUAAGGUCCGCUGGUUUACAACAAUAAGCACCAAGUCUUGAUGAAUGUUGAAUACGAUUACUGAUUUACUUAAUUUACAUAAGAUUCCAACUUCAACGUAGCUAUGGUGGAAUCAGCAUCCUUUGCUCAACAUACGGCUGUAUAAGAAUUUCUUCACUUUAAUUGUGUUAACAGGACUCUAACAUGUCUACACCUGUUCUGGAAUCUAUCUCCACGUGGGACAAUAGAGCUCGUGCAAGCAACACGGCGGACGAGGACAGAAGACGCCGCGAGCUGGAACACGAAGAAAGAAAGCGAAGAAUAGAGGAACGCCAGCGAGCCGCAAAAGAACUCAAAGCGAAGAGAAAAUCCGGUAGUGACUUUGAUGAAAGCACCAGAACCGAGGAACCUGCUCGAGAAAUGACGAUGAAAGAGAAAAGGCGUUCUUUGGUUGAUAUGUGGGAAUCAUUUAGCGAGCCUCAGAGCACUGUCAUCUCUUUUGAAGAAACUGAACCGAAACCUUCACAGCAACGCAAAAAGGUUUUAGUGCGAGAAAACAGGACUAUUUCGGUAAGUAGAACGUAAAUAGGCUACAAUCUUAAACCUCUGGGGGAAAUUAAAACUCUCGAAGUCCAACAGGCACCUUUAAUUAAAACUUCUAAAACUACCGGGCAAUGAUCAGGUCCGCUGAGUACCGGUCGAGGCAAGUAAGGGUGCGACUGAAGGUGUUUGGAUUAGGGUUAGGUUUUGGGCUACACUAGUCACACCUUUUGAACACCUGCCGAUCAGCAAACAUAUACCAGGGGUACCCAACGACAAUUUUUGCAAAAUAUCUGUUCGGAAGACGAUUUGAGAUGUAGAAUUUUCGGAACAUUUGAUGUAAAAUUUCUUGCUUGCCUGCCUCCCCUAGGAUUUUCGAACAUCUAAAAAAUGGUAUAAUUGCCCAUUUUUAACGGAUUUUUACCCUAAAGAGGCCACCUAGGAUUUUCGGGAGCCCCUUUUCUGGCUGAAAUUUUCGAAAAGGUAAGUUUUGAUCCCUAUAAUUUUCGGAUCACUAGACUUUCAGCUAGGAAAUCCGAACAGAUGAAAAAUUUUAGGGGAUAAAAAUAUGCCUAUAGCCACCGUUUAAAUACUAAAAUACGUUUAACAAUGCUAUGUGUUAGUGGUUUUGAACUAUAUUCUCGUUGGGUGCCCCUGAUAUACUCCAGACUGUUCUCCAUACAGUUUUCUUAAAGAACUAACAAGAGAAUUUAUAAAAGAUCAAAGUAUUUUCCUUUAAGUAAUCAUUUCAAUAAUUCUCUUAGCCAUUUCUUGUGAUGAUCUUUUGAUAUUGUCAGAGAAUUAGUUUAAAUCUCUACCCUGAUGUUCCUGGAUCAAAAGGCCUCUGCUCGCAGGGUAUUAACUCUCCGAAGAAUUGAAAUGGAAAUAAAAAACAAAUACAUGUAUUGGCAUAUUAUAAUAAAAUUAUAAAAUUAAAAGAUACAAUGUAUACGAAGAAAAAAAGUAUUAAAUGUAAAGGGAUCUACGAAAUUAGGGCUUCUUGUAAGGGGCUUAUGCUUUUGACAUGUUUCAGUGCUUUUUCAAGGUUUAUUCUCAAGUACAAUGAUAGUUUCAAUUUCUUACUUACUCUUUACUUGUUACUCUUGAUGUUUACACGGUCUGCAGGUCUUUUAAGAACUUAUUGUCUAGUAUUCAAAUAUCGAAAUAUCCGUAUCACAUGGAAAUGUCUGAAAGAGGGCCACAAUGAAUGAAAGGUCAAGUGGGAUCGAAGGUGGGAGGGAACUGAUACCUGUUUAGAUAUCAGAUUUAUUUUCCACCAAACGCCUUCUUAAUCAAUAUCUGAGAUCCUCUUGUAAAUAUUCACUGAUUUAUCAAGAGGCUCUUGAGAAAAAAAUUUACAUAGUAACACGCAUGUCUCGAGAGAAUUGAUUACAUUUUCGUGCAACUCGUUGUAGCGGUAAAAGAAAGUCGCUUAGCAGGCGGAAUUUUCAAAGCUUACAAAUCUUUUUUCUGCUUAGUUUGACCCUGCAGAAGAUAACAACAACGGCAUAGACAUGGAGCUCGAUGAUGAGGAGAAACUUACCUCGAGUAGGCCUAUUCCUACGACGAGGAAAAAGAAAUUGAGUGAAGAAGAGCAGAGAUGGGAAAAUGCAGAAAAUUUCCAGCCAGGAAGACUUCAGAAAACUGUAUUUCAUAGUUUGUCGGAAUCUGAACCAGCGAUGGAGGAGCCGAAGGCCAAGCCAAGAAAAGGGCCAAGUCGAUAUGACUGGAUGAAAGGCGAGAGCUACGAGGACCAAGAAGCAUUGGUCCCGACCAAACUCAAAAUCGACUGGCAAAACAACCAGGUUACCGAUGAAAGGUUAGAAAGCGUGAAUUGUUUGUAUCAUUGAAUAUUGCUUCGUAUUGACCUGGCAUGGGGUAAAUAAGUCGCUAAAACGGUCACGAUCAUUUAAUCGCGGUUCCGUUUUGUUUUAAUUUGUGGCGAUCAAUACGCCAUGUUUCUUUAGUGCCUGUCUCAGCAAGACCAAUAUGUGACGAAUGAUGCUGGGUUACGUAAAAUAGCACGAACUGUUGGUUCAGGGAUUUAGCAUGAAUUCCUCAGUCGAUUUGCGGUUUCGUCGGUCAAAAUUGUAAAAUUUUAAUGAUCUGUUUUCUGCAAUUAAAUUUUUACGUAAGCGAUGAUACAAUGGCAAUAUCUUUGUCAUUUCGAAAUUUGCCAUAUUGCUUAAAUGACCCUAAUGAACAACGGGACUUUUUCGGAGUAUAUUAAGCGACGAUAAAUUUACAAUGCAAAAUACUUGAAGUUCUGUAGCCUUAAUUCAUAAUUCUUUGUGUGGUAAAUUCAGUGCAAUAUGGUACAUAAAAAAUAGGAUUAAAAGUAUGAUAGGCGACCUUUUGUAUUUGUGUUUAACAAGUUUCGAGUUUUGUUUUUGUUUUUUGACAGCACCGAACUAAACGUAGUCACGCAUUCCAUUGUUACGUGUAACGCAUUUCCCUGUUCACUUAUGUUUUUUUUUGCGAUCGAUAUAAAUCUUGAUAUUGCGCUAAUUUUCGUUACGCUUAGAUCUUCCGUUAAAAGGCAAAAUGAAACGUAAUCCAUCCUUUGCAAAAGAAUACGAAAAAGACUGACUGGCCGCACAUCGCGCUUUUCUAACUGGUCACUAUGUCUCAGUUUCACCGGUUUUGAUUUAUUUCUUAUAGUAUUCUGUCACAAGAAAAUACAGUUGACUCCCGAUAACUCGAACCUUCAAGAGAAAUCGAAAAAGGUUCGAGUUAUCGAGAGUUCGAAGAAAAUAGCCGAGAGUAUGGUAAAAAACAGUUUUUACGGCACAGUGAACAUUUUAAUCACAUUUAAUUUUAGAAAUGUUGAGAGAAAAUUGAAAGAUACUUUUAGAUUAUAAAUCAGAACGUAAAGUAACAAAACGUGACCUAAAUAGAGCAUGCAUUUUACUUUUUGAGAAGUAAAGCUAUUUCACUUUAGAUUUGUGACAAACAACAUCAGCCUCCACUAUCGAUCCACUAGUAAACUAGAUGCCUACAACAGGUCAAUGGGAAAUUCAAAAUUCAAUGUUUCGGAGGCAGUACACUGUUUUUUACCGACUUUUUAAGGGCUCAAAACAUGUUUCGAGUUAUUGAGGGUAAAAUUAUGUAGAAAUGAUCUGAGGGGAAACAAAAAUUACUUCGAGUUACCGGGAGUUUCGAGUUAUCGAGGGUUCGAGUUACGAGGGUAAAAUUACAGUAAAUGUAUGACGGAAGUCCAGGUGAAAUCGAUUUUGGUUCGAGUUAUCGGGAGUCAACUGUAACACUGAAUUUUGUUCUUUUUUUCUCUCUUUUGGUUUAGCGGAGAUAAGGUUACAGGAAGUCAGCUAAAGGUACUAUUAUUAUUAUUUUUAUCAUUAUUUUUUAAAGAGAAAUUCCAUGGAGAAACAAGUGGACUAAAAAACUAAUCAAAACAGUAUUCCAACAACGUAACAGUGUUCCACCACUAUCCACCUCCCCUUUGGGGGAUAGUUGUACAAGUCACUGUUUUGUUACACUCCGUCCCAUGUCAGGUAAUUACCGGAUUCCGGCGUAAUUUUUACUUGUGUUCGUGGAAUCCGGAAUAUUGGGGUUUGGACUCCGGAAUUCAGCUCAAGGAAACCGGAAUCCUACAAACGAUUGGAAUCCGGAGUCUACAGUGUGAAAAUCCAGAGUCCAAGACAGUCUUAGAUUGCACAGGCCUGUAUAUCCCCUGUAAGGUGACUGUUCUCCUUUGCAUGGAAAAUCUAUUUAGGAUUUUUGACCUUGGACAAAAGAUUUUUCGUUGAUGCAUUUUUGACGUCUUGUUUCCGUGAUCAUUCCAGACCAAAACCGUAAGUCAGGACUCGCAAAGCAGCAGUGAUGAUAGCGAGAGUGAAGGCGAAAGCAAGAGUGAGGAGGAGGAGAGACAACCACGAAUUGACACAGAUGAAAAUCAUAAGCUCACUGAAGAAGAAAAGCAAUGGGAAAGUGCCGGACAUUUCCAGCCCAAAAAGUUGAAUACUGCUCUGAUGGCGAGCUUCCUUCAAGGUGAUUCUGGUGACGUUGUAACUAUGCCUAAGAAGCCACACGAAGCACCAAAGAGACCUCCCCAGACGAGCCCUGAACAAAGAGUUGAAGCACCGAUAAAGGCCCCAAAGGAUGAAGUUGAAACAGAAAAGAUAAGGUAAGGUGCUUUCCACCUGUAGUUCAAACCACCUCGGGAUUGCUCUUACCGUAAAUGAUCGAUUAAGCGCCGCGGCGCUUAUUUCAUUUUCCCUGCUAUAGGUGCGGCACCUAUUCGAGAGCGGCGCUUAUUUCAACUACGGGUAAGACACUGUGGGGAAUAUAGAGAGAAUUAAGUGAGGUGCGUACAAGGUGUAAGUUUUAUACACCUCGAACUGUUAUAUAAAUCCGGUUUCAAGAGUUGGCCCUAGCUACAUUUAACACUUUACACCUCGCGAGUUGGUAGAGGUCUUACGCCGUAACACCGGAAGGGGGGGGGGAGGGUUAAUUUGUAAAUACCUCAAUUAGCGCCGCGACGCUUAUUCGAGUGCGGCACUUAAUCGAUCAUUUACGGUAAGCUUUCGAUACACCUUAGAAUAUCAUUCACAGUCACAAAAGAAUUAUAUAUCCACCUUGUACAGCGUGAAAAAAGUCAGCACAGGAAAGUACUGCUUUGUAGCUUUUUCUUUUUCUUUUCUUUUUUUUUUUUCAUGUCACCCCCUUUAAGGGAAUCCGGAUUCCGGUAUCCCGGGAUUUUUUGCUUAUGGAAUCCGGAAUCCGAGAAAAUUUUCACUUGUGCAAUUCAGAAUCCGGGAAGUUUUGUUUGUGGGAUCCGGAAUCCGUUAUUAAGCUCAACGAAUUCGGAAUCCCACUAACGAUUGCAAUCUGGAAUCCAAUACCUGGAGUCCGGAAUCCAUUUCGUGGAAUCCAGAAUGUUAGACUGUCCUGGAUUCCCUUAUAAUUACAUGCGGCGAUUGAUGGUCACACUCAAGGAUAUUUAUGCACAAACUCAAAAGUUAAAAACACCUUAUGCAACGCAUUAAACAUUACCACCAGAAAGAAAUGGUUAGUUACUGUAAGUGAGGUGGUACAAGAAGUAACGAGAACCCUAGACUCAUAAGAUAGAGUCACCGUGUACAAAAUAAAUCAUAACUUUCUCCAUCUAUGUUGUAGGGAGUUAAAGAUAGCAUGAUGGCGAGAGCGACGAAAACUUCGCUCAGAAAUAUGAAUUCGCGUUUUCUCUAUCUUCAUAACAAUUAUUCCAACUUACUUUGUCAAAUGUAGGCGAACUUUCCUUGAGUUAGAUUCCUAAGAACUACAUCAAAGUUACAAAGAGAAAGGAAAUUUCGUCAUCGUUUGAACAUUUCACCGUCCUCCACAAAACAUGAAAUUAGGCAUUUUCACGUCGAAUUCGUGUAGUGAAGACAAAGAAAUGUAAAAAGUGUGCGGCACGUGCAAAGUUGUUGAGUUUGUUUAAAAGGCCAAACGAAAAAAAAUAGUCUCGUCUCCGCCUGCUUCAUUUUUGGGGGCCGCUUCUCUUUUUUAUUUUUGGUUACUGGAAAAGUCUCAUUGCCGGCACCGUCUAAAGAUUUAAAGUUUUCAUUAACGCGUAUAAUCCUUAUUAUAUUGUUUUUUCCGUUGUAGCCCUGUAAACGAAGAAAAGGCAGAAACAGAGGUAAGAAAAAUCUUGCGGGUCUGUUUAAAAUUGGGGUAGUUUAACGAUUAUUGAGUCGGGGGUGGGAGGGGUGGAGGUUAAUUGGUGCUGGAUUACUGACACCAAAGAGCUAGAUGAACUUAAUAUUUUUCAAGUCUUUCCUCAAGACCUCACUGCAAUUUGAAAGGUUUGAAUUAAAGAACCGCCCUGCUUGGCGGGAUACUUGUAGACUGCAAAACAGUCCGUAUUUUUGCGUGUUCAAAUACGCGCGAACGGUCAAACAAAAGGUCUGGAGCGAGACUGAAAACAGAGAGCGAGAUGCGUGAGACUCUAACGUUAUUCUUACGCUACGCUAAACCGAUUUUGAGACAAAAAAACCGACUGUUUUCCAGUAUAGGAUACCUGUGAUUGAAGUCCGUUUGGGCGCCAUAACUUGAAGCUCUUGCACUGACUAAUGCCCAGUUUACAAGGAGGUGGGGGACUCCAGGUAGGUGAGGUAAUCCUCUUAGAAGGGGUAACCCGCCUGUUCAUAUAAUCUCUCAUUUAAAUUUGAUCAGGUUUACAUGAUAGGUGGGGUGACCCGCCACAGGUUACCUCACCUACCUGGUGUACCCCACCUCCAUGUAAACAGGCCCUAAGAAGUGACAACUUAAGUAUUUGCUGUUACUCGAGCAUGACAAGUUCCCUUGGCUGCUUGUAAAAGGCACGUUUAUUUUUCACUUUGGCGCCUUGUCUCUGCCUUAUGCCCGUGUUUGUGUUAAGUACAGAGAUCUCCUUGGCUUUUAAUGAAAUAAAUGAUGAAAUGUUUAUCGUAACGGUAACCUGUAAAAUAGCAAUUGUAAACAGUUACUUGUUCAUUAAAAUUCUAAGCUAUGCAUUGUCGCCAAUGCGUGACGUGGCUCUCGAUUUUGUGUGCUUAUCGCGCAUGCGCUGUGCUGUGGUAUUCUGCUCUGUUUCGUAAGUGUUCAACUUCUGUUAAAAACGAAAUACCUCUUGUAAAAGACUGAAUACCAGUCGUGGACACUCGGUAGUACCUGUACUUAACACAUGAUUGCCAUAUAUUCGUCAGUCAUCUUAUGACUAAACUAUCUGUUUCUCGUGGCUGAAUUGGUUUACGUUCUUGACGGUUCUGUUCUUAGGCUCAAAUAGUUGUUCUUUUGCUUUUUCUUGUAUGUGUGGCUACCUAAAUAUAACCUUAAGUUAAACGUUGUUCAUCUCCAGCAACGCUACCCUACUGUGUGCUGCAUAUCUUAAGCGCUCUUCAUCUCUAACAUGCUUCAAAGCUGGUAUUGCUGUGCUCCAGUAGGUGAAUAAGCCCGUUCAAAAACAAGGGACCUUUGUACUCACCUCUUUUACCUGAAAAUUUAGCUCCUUGCAUACCUGUCUGUCGGUCUUCCAUAUGACAUAGAAUCCGAUAUACUCCUUUCUUUCCCUCUAAAAGCGUCCUAAAACUAAACUGUAUCGAUCAAUUUUAGCCUUACACGCCGGGGACGUAUACCUACGAAGAGUCAAGCGAUUCUGAGGACGACAUUCCCGGAUGGCGAAAAGUCGAGGAGCAGCGACGACAACAAGAGCGCGAAGAAAUUGAAAGAGCAAGAAUGGAGGAGAGACGCCGAAUGGAACGAGAGGCCAUGGAGGAAGAAAAUGCAGAAGGUGGGAGCGAUUCUAGCGAUGAUGAAUUUGAGGCAAAAGUUCGCACAAAGGAGAUUCGGAGAAUCAAUCCCAGUCUUCUUGGUCAGUUUCUGAAUGAGCCUGAAAAGGAGCCGGAAAGACCUGUUAAGUCAAGGAAACCCCUGGAGCAAAAGGUUGAAGUGUCUAAUGUUCAGCUGAUCGAGUCGGCGCCCAGUAUCGAUCUACCCUUAGAAGAGGAGAGGCAUGAGCGAACAGAAGAAGAUGUGUACGAAGAGAAAGUGAAGAGCCAGCAGGUUCGAAAGCUGAAGCUUGAUAACAGUCCAUUCCUGCAAGCCAAGGAAGAGGAUCACGCCCGUAAGGAUGUACCCCGUGGUUCUAGAAUUGUUGUACAAGAAGAGAGCUACGUUCAGAAAAUCGAUCACACCAUCGUCGAGUCCGUACCGUCCGUUGACAUAGGAACCAACGAGGUAUUCAUUUGUCGUUCCACGCAUACUCCGUCAACUAACCUCUUUCCCUCUUUCACUCAUAUUUUUCAUACAAACCUGACACAUGAGGGCUUCAUUUGGAGAUCAGAGGUUAUUGUUAGUAAUAUCUUCAACAAUGCUUGUUUAUUUUGUCACCCUUCCUGUUUAUAGCACUUGCUUCAACAACGCAUGCGCAUAAUAUACCCCUUACACAGAAAACUACCCCUGAAUUGUGUAGCAGUCUCAAUUGUAUAUCACAAGUUGUUGUUAGUUUUUCAUUUCCGCUACUCUGAAUGUCUCCUUUUGCACCCUCCCAAGUUUUGAACGCUCGUCAAUACAACAGUGAACUCUUUUAACUUUACGGUAAACGACCAUAGUACUGACACGACCAAACCGUUUUCUUUUCCAGCCUUUUACUAAACCAUUAAAAAACAAGUGUUCCGGCUCCUUACGAUAUCAUUUAAAGUGCACCAAAAAUAUAUGUUUUGAAAAAUGCUUUGAACAUAAAUUAAUAGAAACUAAAGUGGUGUUAUUAAGCAAUAAAAAUUAUGAAUUUUCAGGGUUGUUUUGAACCUAGUCGCGAAUAUUACUAGGCGGUAGUGCUGUUAAAUUAGUGUUAUUAAUAUUAUUAACAUUAUUUAUUAUUGUUAUUUCAGCCUGAGAUCAGUACGUACGUUACAUCUACGAAAGAAAGUUCUGAGUCGUCAUCCAGUGACGAGGAUGAUAGUGUUCCUGGGUGGCGUAAAGUAGAGGAACAAAGACGAAAACAAGAAAGGGAAGAAAUCGAGCGCGCAAAGUUGGAAGAGCAGAGGCGACGAGAACGAGACGCAAGCGGAUCAGAGAAAGAAGACUCUGACUCAGUUGAUGAUGAAUUCGAAGCCAAGGUUCGAACGAAAGAGAUUCGAAGGAUCAAUCCGAAUUUAUUGACCCACUUUAUGGGUGAAUCCGUUGACAGAGACACGCCGCCAAGUUCUGGAAGACUCCAGGAAGAGACAAUAGAAAUUGAGCGUGUACAAUCAAAAGAAUCAUCUUCAAGUGAAGACAGUGACGUUGAAGAACGCAAAGAAAAGGAGGUAGAUGGCGAAAAUGAUGAGUUUGAACUGAAAGUUAAGAGUGGUCAGGUCAAACGAUUAGUUCUCGAUAACAGUCCUUUCACGCAGUCGGCAGUAAAGGAAGAACCUGCAUUGCUUCGAAGGCGUACGGACGAAAAAUCCCAGAAAGAAACUAAAGAAAUUCAGCGAAUGCGGUCGAUAGAGUCAUCAUCUAGCGAGGACAGUGAUGCUGAAGACAUCAAGAAAAAGGAUAGCGAUGACGAGUUUGAGCAAAAAGUCAAGGCGGGGCAAGUCAGAAAGUUGGUUCUUGAUAAUAGCCCCUUCGUGCAAACGUCAAUCAAAGAAGAACCUCAAAAACGCCCAACAGCAGAAAAGAGGACAUCUGCACCAAAAGCAGCGGUACAAGAAGAGACGCUUGUUCAAGUGGUUGAUGACAAAGUUGUUGAGUGCGAGCCUGAUCUAGUUUACCAAGAACCAAGAGAAGACGAUGAAUACGAGGAAAAGGUUAAAUCACGAUUUGUAAAGAAACUGAGCCAAGACCAAUUCGGGUUCCUUCGUAAGCAAGAAGAAGAGGAGCGGAAGAAAGCCCAGGAAGAGGAACGGCGAAGAGCAGAGCGAGAGGAACGUGAGAGGGUCAAAAAAGAAGAGGAGCGUAGAAGGCGACUAGAGGCCGAAGCACAAGCCAAGGAAGAGGAAAGAAUUCGCAGAGAAGAGGAAGCGCGUAGACGGGAGGAAGAAGAAACGGCACGGAAGGAGGAAGAAAGGAGGCGAAGGAGAGAGGAAGCGGAAAGAAUUAGACGAGAAGAAGAGGAGAGGUUAAGGAAAGAAGAGGAAGAGGAGCAGCUGCGAUUAGAAGAGAUGCGCCGACAGAAACAGGCCGCCAAAAAGAAAUUCGAGUCUGGUGUUUUUGAUGAGAUAAGCAUAAACCAUACAGAGAAUGAUAUCUAUAGCGUGGGACGUUUAGAUUCGAACAAGCUCAUGCAGUUUCAACAGGGCCCACAAGAAGAACCAAAGAUAAAGUCAAAGAAGAGAGAUAAGGAGAGUAAGGUAACUGAGGAGUACAAAGCACCCGAAUCUCAAGUGGAAACUGUGAACAUAGCGACUGUGGAUUUGAUCGAAAGCAGUCCUUACACUGAUGGUUUUGACAAAUUUCAGUCCGAAGAUUUAGAGUACGAAGAAAAAAGAAAGAGCGUUGGAAAACUUGACAGGGACUGGUACAUUAAGCAGCAAUUAAAGCAAGCUGAAGAGCACGACCAGCGAGCCAGGCAGUUAGAAGAACAAAGGCUACGAGAAGAGAGAAGUGAAAUGGUACGAUUAAGAGAAGAGACAAGCUCUAAACAACGGGAGGAGGCGGAGCCAAUUGAAGAAUCACGAGACAGAAGUGAUUCUGGGAAGAGAAGAAGCAAACUCGCUGCUGACAAAUUUAGUCUCUUCGAGCAUGAAUCAAGACCAGAACCUACGAAAUCGGGCAAAGAGAAAAGAAAGAAAGAUGACUCUGUUAAAAAGGAUGCAAGAGAUGACGUACAAGCUAAAAAUGAAAAGAGAAAAUCUAAGAGUUCUGAAGAGGGAAAUGUUAUCAUUCUGACGAAAGAGGAGGAAGCAAAAGCACUGCGUCUUCAACGGGAGAGGGAAGAGACAGAGUUACUUCGUCAAGAAGAGGAGAGAAGGAAACUUACUUCCCAGGAGGAAACUUACGACGAUGAAAGAGAGAGCGAUAAACCAAAAACUGUCGGAAAGCUUAACCAAGAACAAUUCUUCAUGUUCCAGCAGGAACGGGUUGAGGACAAAGCAAAGCCACGCAAACAGCCAUCACAAAUUGUGGAAGAAGUCAUCAGCGUCCAAAGUCAGAAAGAAGUAGAGAGUGCUGCUCCAGUUAGUUUUGAUCAGGCCGAUUUUGGUCCUUCUGAGACACCUGAAGACGCUGAAUACGAACAAAGGAUCAACACAGGCGGGAAACUUGAUGUAAGCAAAUUCUUGGACUCGAGAGCGCUAGAGGAUGGUGAAAAAAGACAGCGCUCGAAGAUGUUAGCAGCAGAAAGAAUGCGGCAGGAACAGGAAGAAAUGGCCAAACUGAGAGCCGAAGAGAAAAAACGUAUGCAAGAGGAAUCAGAUGAAGGUUAUGUAGAAGAAACCACUGGAGACCGUGUCAAGCCACCAGCUACAAAAGAAUUGGACUACGGCAAGUCGCGGAAAAUUUCAAUUGAAAGAAGAAAAUCACAACCAGAUGAACCCGAUGAGGAGAGACGCGUCCAAGGAACGAGUGUCGGUCGCCUACCAAAAGAACUUUGUUCUGCGUUUGAAGGCGACACACCCAAAACAGGAAACUCGGAUUCUCGUCACAAAUCAAAGAAAAGCAAAGGGUCCCACCCUCAGUCAGGCGGGGAUUCCCAGUUGAGAAGCUCUUCUGAUGAUAGUCUGUCGUAUGUGGCGCAAGACAGGAACCUGAAUGGUAGUGUCAGUCCUAGAGAGAAGGAAUACUUAGACGAGAAAGCUAUGGAGAGGUAUGAGGUUAUUUAUGGAGCUCCGCGAUUCACCACAACAAUCAGGGAAAUGCGAUUUUAAUUACCUUAAUCCUUCUUUUUUUCAACGUGAAUCCUGGUGUUCAUCCUCAUAUGAAAACAAAUUUUUAUUCACACGCAAAUUGAACUCAUUCUCAUGAGACUGUUGUACGCCUGUUCUCGCUUUGAUGACGAGGCUAAGCUCAACUGAUUAAUGAGCAAUUAAUUCCGUAAACAUGACUUAGUGGAAUUUCCUGCAUUCCACUUUGGUGAGAAUGCACAUGGAAACGAUUUGGCGUCGAUGGUGGACAAGUUUCAAAGAAAUCACUAAAUUUUGUCUAUCCAAACCUUAUGUUGGUAUCUUUUCUUCACAGGAAUGCGAAACAGGUCUUUUUUAGACUUCUGAAUUCGUUUAAUGUGGCAAGUGUUCAAAAAUUGAUGAAAAAAUAACACGCAUUUAAAUUUUUAGGUGGAAACAGCCACAUUCUAUGUGAAAUUUUUUGUGUUUUAGAGUAACAUUGGCCUAAUGAUUUAGAGAAAGCUAACUGCACUAUGACCUUCAAUAUACGGAGUUGAUUGUUUUGUAACUUGAUUUGAAGUGAUGCGGAUUUGCUAAUAAGAAAGUGGUUUUAAACAGAGAUUCACCAAAGUUAUCCCUCCGAAUACGCUGUGGCAUUGUAAUAUUUGUUUCUAAUGGACUCCCAAAAAGCUAUUAUUACUGUCACAUUGCAUCAACCAUCACAUAACAUUCCGUGUGGUUCCCUUAUAGCUGAAUUUCAGGCCAAGUUUAUCAUCUUUUAUUUAUUUGUUGUUUAUUUAUUUUGUGAUAGGCGAGAUUCAGGCAGUGAAACGCAAGACCAUAGUAAACUGAUUGAGGUAUGUGUUAGUAUUGAUAACGUUAAAUAAACAGUUUGAACACUGGCGAAGAAUGUCAUGAGUAGGCUGAAUGUGAUCAGUAUGAUCGGAAUUACUAGUUAGGGUAGUCCCAAGUGGGUCCGUUGCUAACAGUGACUGACGUUUCGACAGCCAUUGCGAUAGCCACUAUUAGAGUCAAGGAGAGUUGUGUAUUGUCUGUUGAUGGUAUUUAACUCUGACUCUUGACCUGUCAGUUGAGCCGUUAUGCUGUUGACUGUGAAUCAUGAACUAAGCUUGAGUAGUGCGUUUUGACUCUUCUGUUAAAAUUGAUGAGCUUUAAAGUCCAGGAAUCUACUGGUGUUUUUACCCAUUCUAAGUACCACAAUCCGCGUAGCUUUGGCUCAAUUAAUUUCCAUUCCAUCGUAUAAGCUUACAAGAAGAAGGAAAGCUUACAAACUAAUUUCCAUUUCUAUGGUAGAUAGAAUUAUUCACUGUGUCCUGUACUAUUAACCUUCGGAGAAAUUGUGGCUAGAUUGGAAGAAACCCUAAAGGUUAACACAGGAACGUGUUAAUUGUCAACAUAGUUCUACAAAAAGAAACCACUGACAACGCAUUUUUUUUAAACAUGCAAAUCUGAAAAGGUGUUUCGAACAGACGAGCUAAGUAAAUCUCGUUCCAAAAAAGUCUGUUGAAAGCGAUGAAAGGUUCUAGUCUUUCAAUAUAUGUCGCUUCGUCUGACUUGUCUGUUUUCCUUUCAGUCUUACACUCCUGAAGAAAAACCAGUCCCAAAAAAACUCCACACAAGCAUGCUGGCUGCCUUUCAAAAAAGCCAAACGGAACCGGAAGUGCAGCUUCGUCAAGGAAAGGGUGAAAAGCGUUCGAGACCAAAAAGUAUCGGUAAUGUGGAUUUGUUAAGGUGGGAAGAGGACUCAAACGUACGCCAGUCCUCCUCCAGCGGAUCCAAAAAAGAGAAGACUGGGCGCCAACCUAGACCAAAGAGCAUUGCGCAUUAGAAUGCGUACGUUUUCUAAAAGAAAUAUAAUAUGAAAAAAAAUGUCUUUUUGUGUGUAGAAUAUCACGGCCUUAAUGGCUUUGUGUAAAGGUUGUAGAAAAUGGCAAUAAUAACAACAAUAAUAGGUAAUUUAAAACAAAUUUGAAAUCAGAUUUCCCCAUUUGCUAUCGUCCGUAUUGUAGGAUAAGGUUAGGUAUGCAAUGUUCUCCUUUGUGUCACCCGAAUUCGUUACUUGUGCCCAUUAACAGUACUCGUUUGGCAAGGACUUUAGGACUGGGUGUGCAUUAUCAUGAUACUCGAGGAACAGUCUACGAUCGUGUUUUCGUGCUUUUCCACUUCUGUGCGCUCUUAGGGCCUGUUUACAUGGCGGUGGGGGACCCCUGGUAGGUGAGGUAACUCGCCUGUCCAUAUAAUCUCUCAUUUUAAUUUGAUCACGUUUACAUGAGAGGUGGGGUGACCCGCCACAUUUUACCUCACCUAUCUGGGGUCCCCCACCUUCAUGUAAACAGGCCCUUAGUAACUUCUACACAGUACCCCUGGGAUUUAGCAGAUAUAGGGUGGCUUCUUGUUCAAGGUUAAAUGGUCGCCUUUGCUGUGACGACUUUAAAUUGUGUGGAGGUCCGAGUUGCUUGGGCGUUCCAACGCAAACGCUAGUGCUGCGACACGCCUUUUUUUAGAAAUGACGGGCGAACUAGUUAAAUUGGCUUGUAGACAACCUGGACGCAAAAGUUGGUAAAAGCCCCACCAAAAAUCAACGAGGUUUACUUCCUUAUGCUAGCGUUUACGUUUGCAUUAUCUCGGUUCAUUGGCCCACAGGGUAAACGCUAGCGCGGGGAAUUUUUGUUGCUGGAGCUUGCGCUUUCGUUUGCAUCGAGGCAAUUCACACGUGUGAUUGGUUGCGACCACAUCGACCUUGUGACCUAGCCUUUAGAAUUUUACACAUAAGAAUUGAAUUUAUAUCAAAGCAGUCAGUGUAAUCUUGGUAAGAGUAAUAUGUAGUUAUAGUAUUUAGAAACAAUGAGGUUUGAAAUUUUUGUAUAGAAGCUGUUGUUUGAUAGAAUAUUAUAGAGACUUCGACGCAACGUCACUUCAGUUAAGUCUAGAGAGGCAGUUAUAUUUGCAAGAGCGAGGAAUGUUGACGUUUUGGUUUAUUUUCUGCAUUUGUUUGUUGUUUUGUUUUAUUCGUUUCUUAAAUUAAAAACUUGUCACAAAUUGAAGCUGAAUAUGGCGAAACGAGUAAAAUGAAAACGGUUUCACCUUCUUAAAACGCAAAAUUCAGUCAUUCGUUGUUGUUUUCCAGAGAAAUACUACGCGUAUAACGAUCGGCAAAACUCGGAAUAAAAGCCACAGCGCCGUUUGUUUCGUUCUCAGUUCGUUCACAUUUUGUAAUACUCAGCUGCAAUUGUGGUUUUACUAGCGUUUUCACAAGUUUUGAACUAUUGGUCCUGAGAUUCAAAACAAUAGCCACACUCGUAUGUUGGAUUUUUCUAGUGCUGUAUUGUAAAAUGAUACAAUGAUUUAAAAUAAUCUCAUAGCGCUCAAUUCACUUAUAUACUUUCACGGUCGUCGUAAACAUUUUCCCUCACAAAGAUCAAAAUUAAUAAAAUUUUGUAGGAUGUUGAUAUAAUUAUUUGUAAGUCAAUUUGCAUCGUUGA
Molecule: messenger RNA, 24254 nt
Organism: Porites lobata
Lineage: Eukaryota; Metazoa; Cnidaria; Anthozoa; Scleractinia; Poritidae
Source: the annotation of a GenBank genome assembly